AUGACCUCACUGGAGUGGGUCGAAGCGGGAGCGGGGCACCGGGCCCCUGCGCAGGCACUCCAGGAUCCCCCAUUCAAUGCUCUCGUGCUAGGAUUUGAAGGCCAAGAUUUUUCUGCACUCGAGCAUGGGCAAGAGUUUAGCACCUGGCCUCCAAAGCACAUUUUCCUAGACUUAGCCAAGAAAAGGCUGAGUAGGCAAUUUCUCGAAUCCAUUGGACCGUCCUUGAUAGCUGCAAUCAAUCUCUUCGACGCAUGCACAGACGUGGGGUUCACAGACUACUUGUUCCUGGAAGGACUCAAACGGUUCCUGAAGAGCAUUGACCUGCUGAAGCAAGAGGACGACAGAAUCCUGUCUGACAAGCUCAAAUGGAGGCUGGAGGCAAUGCAGCAAGCUUCCCUGGUCAAGCUCAUGGAGGAGAAGUAUGCCAGACUGGAACAAGCUGACGAGAGAAGGAGACAAGCCAACAGAAGAGCCAAGCGGGAGAUUGCAGAAGCAAGAGGAGAAACCAUCCUGGGAGUUGUAGAACUCCCUGACUUUGUCAGACUGCCACCAGGAGCAGUGAUCCUGUCACCAUACGAGAAGAGCUUAAUCAAGUCCCUGCAAGACGCGCCCCCUGAGCUGCCUCUGAACUACCCUGCUCUAACCGAGGAAUCUCGAAUUUUUGUGAAGGUGGUAGGAAGGUCGGGAGACAACCUGAACCUGAAAGCGGUCGAGUCAGGAGCGGAGUACAAGGAUGUUCCGCCGUCGCAGCUGUCUAUCGGAAUCGGAACAAGGAGAGAGGGAGAUCCGCUCCUCGUAAUGCUGAAGGAGAACGGAAUGGAGUCGGAUCAAUACGUGCAGAGACAGUCUCUCGGAACGGAAGGGCGGAGAGCGGAAUUCGGAACGCCGAUGGAAGGAGGGGCGGAUUUGGAUUCAGGCAGCACGGACCCGGAUUCUUCCAAGCCAGACAACAACACCCACCCAGAAGAAGUGCCAGCUUUUCAGCCGUUCUUUCCUCCAGCCGCGGGACGUGGUAACCUGGGACCUCCCCCUGGAUUCAGGCCGCGGGAGCAACCUCCGUCUAGAAACCAAUCAGCCCAGCGGAGUUUUCACACCCCACCUGAGCAGUACUCGGCAGCCUCCCCCGGAGUCAACAGGAACCUCCUGACGGAAACCGGAAGGCAUUCUGCAACGGCGUCGUCGCGGCCGGCAGCCGCCGCUCAACCCAAAGAGAAGAAGGAAGAUAAGUCGGGCGACCCUGGCGAAGAACUCAGGGCGCGGCUGAAGAAUAUAGAAAAGCAGCUGAACGCAAACAAGGCGAAGACGGCAAUAGAGUCGGAAAUGAAAAAGCUGGCGUCAGCAAUCAACCCGGUUACGGACAGGGGGCUUCUCCUGCAACACGAGAUGUAUGCGGCCAUUUACGCAGCGGAGAAGAAUCAAAAGGGGGGGCUCGCGCUGGCAGGAGACUUCGGAGUCUUUCUCCGCAAUCGCUGCAGAAGGCUGUCUUACAUGGCGGAGGAUGUCUGCACGUACGCGCAGCAAAAGGUGGCGGAGCUCGGAGAAGAUGCGACGGACGCCGAAAUAGCGGAGGUGGACAAGAAGAUUCUCCGCUUCUAUCAAGACAAAAGGGUCAAAGCGGAAGAGGUGCUCGGCAAGCACCCUGAAUGGCUGCGAGAUAACAGAGAGGGGGAGGAGCCGGCCGGGGCAGAGGUGAUGGAGACCGAAGAUCCGGUGGUGGGAACCAAGGAAGACCUGGAUCUCCGGGGAGGAACAAUUCGCCAGGGCGCAAGCGCGGCAGGGAAAGCCGAAGAGCCAGCUUCGAAAACGCCGGAUGACGGGAAGGAUGACGUGGCACUGGGGGAUCCCCUUCCGCCUAGCCGAAGCGGCGCCGCCGGGCUUAACCCUUCGACGGAAGAACUAGGGCGGAGUGGGAAGGAGUUAAUCCAUUCCCCGCCAGAUCUCCCGGUCAUGAGUCCUGUUCCGGAAAGCCAGCGGUCGAAAGGAGAAGAGCAAGUCGGAAACGAUCAGGAAGAAAGCGUGCUCGCGGACGGAGAAUCAGAGUUCCAGGACCAGGUCGGAGAGAACGCCGGAGACGAGCUGGAAGAUUCAGUUGAUGAAGCAACAGACCCCUUCAGAAUGGAAGCCCCUCCUAAAUCUGAGCAGGAGAUUGCAGAGGAGCUCAGUAAGAUCCUUCCAAGGAGGUCCGAAGCUCCAUCGCCAGAAAUCCAAGCCUGCUGGGUAUUCACGGCUGUGAUGAAAGAGCCGAUUCUCGAAUUAAGGCGUCUCGGUGUGCCACUCUCUGGCUACAUCGACGACCUCUUCUCGGCGGCAGAGACUUUUGGCAAGGCGCUCCGUCAGAUCUUGUUCACUGUGCUCCUGUUCGCGGCUCUGGGCGCUUUCUUUGGUCUCCCGAAGUGCCAGCUGAGACCGCUUCAGGAGCUGAAGUGGCUGGGUUUCCUCGUGAACUCGAUCUCGGAAAGUUUCUCGCUCUCAGAAACCCGAAUGGAGAAGAUCAAAAAGGCGCUUCUGGAAAUAGUGAGCCUUCAGCUGACGUCAGCGAGAGCAAUAGCCAAGUUGGCCGGAACGUUAGCUUCCGCAGCGCCCGCGGUUCUCCCCGUCGCAAUUUACAGCAGAUCCCUCUUCGAAGCCCUGAGCAAGAAAAGCAGUUGGGAUGCACUUUUCCCGACGCCGGAGACGGUAAUUCGGACGGCAGACUUCUGGCUGCAUAACCUCGAGAAGUUUAACGGCAGAAGGUGGUGGGCGAGGCCAACCUCGGUUGAGAUUACGAUGGACGCGUCGGGAGUCGGGUUUGGCGGUUUUGUGCGAACGGAGACGGGGAGAAUCCUCCAGGUAGCGGGAACAUUCUCCCAAGAGCAAGCGCUGCAGUCUAGCUCGGAAAGGGAGGUAGAAGGCUAUGUAGCAGCACUGCAAGUAGCAACGGAGCAAGCACCGGACGAGAUAAGAAACCGCUCAGUGCUGGUGAUCGGAGAUAGUCAGGCCGGGGUUAACGCCCUAACCAAAUUCCGUAGCUCAGUCCCGUUCAUCAAUUCGGCGCUCCGCAAGGUGGUUGAGAUGUCCGGGCAAUACGACUUCGAUGUCGUAGCGCGUUGGGUGCCGCGGAAGGAUAUCACAAAAGCAGAUGCUUUGUCCAGAGAGCCUGAUCCGUCAGAUUGGGGACUAUCCCCAGAUCUGUUCCGGCAAGUGACCCAAUUCUUCUCAGCCCAACCGGCGAUCGACCUCUUUGCUUCCAGAAGCCUCCACGUGGCGCCCGCCUACGUCAGCAAGUACUUUGCUCCAGGGUGCUCAGGGGUACUUGCUCAGGCCUUGGACUGGUCUAAACUAGUUCCACCAGGAGAAAGUGCAUGGGUUUUUCCUCCGGUGGGAUUAGCAGGGCUGGCCUUGAACCUGCUACGUAGAUACCAGACGGAAGCACUGGUCUGUAUCUGUGCACCAGAAGGAUCUUUGCUGGAUACCCAAAUCAGGUGCAUCGCUCCUAAAGCAUUGGAAAAGGUAUUCCUAGUCCCUAGGAGGGUCGACAGCUGCGUGCCUAGCCUCAGAGUUCCGGAAGGCACUAGGAAUCCGGCUUUCCUAGGAUUAAAAGUGUUCCAUAUAAUCUGGCAAUGA
Molecule: messenger RNA, 3603 nt
Organism: Klebsormidium nitens
Lineage: Eukaryota; Viridiplantae; Streptophyta; Klebsormidiophyceae; Klebsormidiales; Klebsormidiaceae
Source: the annotation of a GenBank genome assembly